This is a messenger RNA of Leptomonas pyrrhocoris, 1028 nucleotides long. RefSeq lists its product as hypothetical. The transcript has a single exon. NCBI's taxonomy places the organism in Eukaryota, Euglenozoa, Kinetoplastea, Trypanosomatida, Trypanosomatidae. The record is from RefSeq and is a predicted model, not a curated record. The coding region runs from base 93 to 1028 and encodes 311 amino acids.
AGCCUGUGUUUCUUUUUAAGGAUUUCCUGCCCCCUUUUUACGAGUCAGAUCUUUCGACCAGAGAGUGCGCACCUGCGUAGGUGAAAGGAACCAUGAGUGGAUUUUUGAAGACCGUCUUCAAGAGUGCAGCUGCUGCUCCGGGUCCGCUGAAGAUCGCGGAAGCGCCGACGGCCAUCUCCUACACCCUCGCCUCCUUCCGCUGGCACAUGGACACACGCACUCCGGUGAAGGCAAUCGCGAUCCACGAUUUCCUCGGCAGCUGUGCGUCGUGGCAGCAGCUGCUGCAUGAGCCGUUGGCAGACUUCCCGCUGCUCCGUCACACCCCGUCUGACCCGCUGGAGGUCUUCUGCGCUGACUUGCGAGGGCACAACUUCUCCGAGAACGCACCCAUGACGUCGGCCAAUGCCUUCCCUCUGGCGUGUGCGGCGGACGUGGUGAAGAUGCAGGCAGAUAUUCUUCGGUGUGAAGCACCACUUUUCGGCAUUGGCCUCGGCGCCCUCGUUGCCUCCUGUGCCGCCCUGCACGCGCCGGAGGCCUUCUCGUCGCUAACACUCUUCGUGAAGGACCUGGCGGAGCUUCACGAGUGCAAGCCAGCCUCGUACGCCUUGGCGGAUGUCGUUCGGCACGCACCGCGCGAGGCGAAGAGCCUGGCCGACCUAAACGCGUACUUGCAAGAGAAGAUUCCCAGUGCCACGGAGCGCGCCACCUUGCUCUCUACUGUCGAAGUCCGCAACGGCUCGUGCCGCUUCCGAUUUAAUAAGGAGCUGCUAGAGCAAAAAGAAACGUUUGUUCUUCAGGCACCUGCAGAGCGCAACUUCACAAAGCCCACGACAAUCUGCUUGUACGGGGAAGGUGGGAGCAGCGCACGGGCGGCGGAGGCGGCGGUGCGGGCUCGCUUCCCGGCAGCCAAUAUUCUGCAGCUGGACACAAAGGGCAAAGUGGCUCCGCUGGAUGCCGUUCCGGUCGUGCCGCUUCUGCUUCAGUCGUGCAACCUGCUCGGCCAAAUUAACGAAGGUGCCGCGGAGUGA